GGCAAGUUCACCGAUUCUGGUCUAUAUUUUGGAAAACGCAUCGGCGCAGCCUCGUAGUUGGAACGAAUAUUCCGAGGCGAUCGGUUCGUGAGAUAAAGCUGAUCAGUUCAGAUCCUAUAGACACGUACACCCCAAAAACAGCAGCAACAUGAGCAGCGUCGAUGAAGAUCUUACCCCCGAGCAGAUUGCCGUGCUCCAGAAGGCCUUCAACAGCUUCGAUCACCAGAAGACUGGUUCCAUCCCCACCGAGAUGGUUGCCGAUAUCCUGCGUCUGAUGGGUCAGCCCUUCGACAAGAAGAUCCUGGAGGAACUGAUCGAGGAGGUCGAUGAGGACAAGUCCGGUCGCCUGGAGUUCGGUGAGUUCGUGCAGCUGGCUGCCAAGUUCAUCGUGGAGGAGGACGCGGAGGCCAUGCAGAAGGAGCUCCGCGAGGCGUUCCGUCUCUAUGACAAGCAGGGCAACGGCUUCAUUCCCACCACCUGCCUGAAGGAGAUCCUCAAGGAGCUGGACGACCAGCUGACCGAGCAGGAAUUGGACAUCAUGAUCGAGGAGAUCGAUUCCGAUGGUUCCGGUACAGUGGAUUUCGAUGAAUUCAUGGAGAUGAUGACCGGCGAGUAAAUAAACGCACUGCGUCUGCCACCCACUCAAAACACCCACAACCACCACCCCCCCUCCCCCUCGGAAAACCCCCUGGAAACACAAAAACACACACACUACACACACACACCUGUUGGGCACACGUUUGUUUGCUCCUAUUUGCACACUUGUUUCACUUUUUAUUUGCAUUUUCCCCCGGUUUUUUUUUUUUUGUUUCAAGGGAGCAAACAAAUCCACGUACUUCAGUUUGACAAUGCCAAACACGAGUAGAAAUAGAACUUUUGUACUACUUUUUUAUACUAAAAGAGCAACGGAAUACUGUGUAUGCGAAAAAAUAAAUGUUAUGCUAUAGCAAAAAAAAA
Messenger RNA from Drosophila subpulchrella, 957 nucleotides. RefSeq names its product troponin C (gene TpnC73F). Gene Ontology annotation, molecular function: enzyme regulator activity; calcium ion binding. NCBI's taxonomy places the organism in Eukaryota, Metazoa, Arthropoda, Insecta, Diptera, Drosophilidae. The record is from RefSeq and is a predicted model, not a curated record. The transcript is spliced from 5 exons. The coding region runs from base 149 to 616 and encodes 155 amino acids.